AUGGGUGACGCACCAGAACAAGAAAUAUCCCUUGAUGCGGCGGCAAUGGAUGAGUUGAGCAACCCAGUGGCAAGAGCUUUACUUGACACUAUCGAUAGUCUCAGGGAACUUCAGAUCGGUGAAAUUGUCAACUUGCCUCAAAUCAUCGUGGUUGGCGACCAAUCUUCGGGGAAGAGCUCCGUACUUGAAGCUAUUUCAAGCGUCCGCUUCCCCACUAAGGGCGACCUUUGCACCCGCUUUGCUACCGAGCUUGUGAUGAGGUGUGCUCCACAGACGAAGAUUGUAGUUAGGACGGACCCUGCCGGCGAUGGCCCGUCUCAAAAUUUCUACCGUACCACCUUUAACAAAUAUGCUCUUCUUGGAAUCAUCAAAGAGGCCACGGAAAAGAUGGGGAUUCGCGUGCGAAGCUCAAAGGGGUUCUCCAAAGACGUUUUACGCGUGGAGAUUGCAGGCCCUCAUGUCGAACCACUCACUCUUGUCGAUUUGCCGGGCUUUUUUCAUUCGGAGACGGAAGAUCAGACACAGGAGGGCAAGGAGAUUGUUCAACAGCUUGCCGAACGUUAUAUGAAGCAGCCAAAAAGCAUCAUCCUGGCCGUUGUAGCGGCGAACAAUAACCUUGCCAAUCAGAUCGUUGUUGAAGAGGCCAGAAAGCAUGAUCCCAAGAGGGAGCGCACGCUCGGCGUGAUAACGAAGCCUGACCUUGCAGCGCCGGGAUCGCAGGAUGAGAAGAAGUGUCUUCAGUUGGCUAGAGCCCAGGAAAGUAUGCACAAGCUGAAGUUGGGCUGGCAUGUUCUACGCAACCGGCCCGAGGGGAAAGAGGAGAUGAGUGCAGACGACAGAGAUGCCUAUGAGGACAAAUUCUUCCAGACCGGUGCAUGGUCUCAUAUUUCACCAACCAGCCGUGGCAUCAGUUCAUUACGGAAGAAGCUCAGCAAGGUUCUUCUUGGACAUAUUCAAAAGACACUGCCUGGCUUGAUCGAGGAGAUUGAGUGCAAUUUGACCGCACGCCAACGGGCUCUUGAGCAACUCGGAAAGCCCCGCUCAGCACCUGAAGAUCUAAGGACAUACAUGCUCGAGAUCGCAGAGAAAUUCCAGCGUCUUGCACGUGACGGCGCUGAAGGUCGCUACGGGGACGAGUUCUUUGGCGAUCUUUCAAACGACUGUAAGACUCGCAAAUUACGAGCUGUACUCAGAAUAUUGAACCGUGCUUUUCACGCAACGCUCGUCACCAAGGGAGUGGAUCGCAUGAUUGAAUGGGAAGACGACAACAGGAACCUCUUUAACGGUCGUGUCUUUGGGAGCGUGCCGGACGGUGUACCUGAGUAUCUAAGAUCGUAUCUCGACCUCUUCAACAAAUUUCCAAAGCCCGCUGUUAUCUCUGAGAUGAAUCUCCAUGAAGAGCUUGAACAACUGGCAGCGGCUAAUCAGGGAAAUGAGUUUCCAGGUCAACCAAAUGGAAACAUUGGUUUCCAGCUCUUCAAGAUGCAAAUACGGCCAUGGGCUGACAUCGCAGGUUUCUAUCUCAACCAAGUCAUCAGUUUUGCCAAGUCUUUUGUUGAACAGCUCUUCCUCCACGUCAUCGGAGGAGAUACGCAAACCUCCAAUGCCGUUUUGUUAUUCUGUGUCGACAAAUUCUUUGACGAUAAGCAGCGAAUUCUUAAGGAUAAGCUACAAGAAAUUCUCAGGCCAUACAAAUCCGGAUACGGACCACCACUUGACGUAGAGUUUCAUGCCACGCUUUUAUCAACAAUGGUGGGACGUGAUGCGGGGCGUAUUGCAAGCCUAAUCGAAGAGAAAUUCCCGGCUGCAUUUACUGACAAGGGAGGAAAAGGCCUUGUUCGCGAUCAUGUUGAGCAGGCACUUCACCAUUCAGAGAAAGCUAGUGCCAGCGAAUUCGGCAUUGAGAGAGUUGUCGACAUGACCAUGACACACUUUCAGAUCUCCCUCGGAACAUUUGCACACAAUAUGGUGAAUUUGGCUGUCGAGAACUGCCUUAUCUCUGAUCUUCAGAACAUUCUCACGCCAUCCAUGGUCAUGCAGAUGAGCAAUGAACGCUUGGAGAUGCUUGCUUCCGAGUCCGAGGCUGUUCAGGCAGAGCGAUAUACUCUUCAGCACGAGGUCAAUAUCCUCACAUCGGGCCUGAGAGAGUGCACACAAUGUCGACCUCACCAGAGAACAGUGCUUCCCGAAGCCUUCACAAGAUUUCCCACUGGAACUUUGAAUCAGUCGUCAGAAUCCAGUGAUAGCUCAUGA
Neoarthrinium moseri is the source of this 2253-nucleotide messenger RNA. RefSeq lists its product as uncharacterized. Gene Ontology annotation, cellular component: membrane; microtubule; cytoplasm. Gene Ontology annotation, molecular function: GTP binding; GTPase activity; microtubule binding. The transcript has 3 exons. The coding region runs from base 1 to 2253 and encodes 750 amino acids. NCBI's taxonomy places the organism in Eukaryota, Fungi, Ascomycota, Sordariomycetes, Amphisphaeriales, Apiosporaceae. The record is from RefSeq and is a predicted model, not a curated record.